UUGAGUUUGGGGUGCGCGGAGGUACGCGCGAGGUGUUGUGCCGACUCUGUGGGUACCAAAACUCGAGUUUUGGUGAGUGGGGGUGUGCUAGUGCUUAACUUCUUAGAACAUUCGUGAAAAUAUUGAAUUCUCACUCUGGUGGCGCUUUUUCAAUCGGCUUGGUGUGUGCACGCUCCCGUUAUCGUUUUGGGUGUUGGUGUAGCAUCAGCGUUUCGGUUUCAGUCUGUGAUUGUGAUAAUCUGUGUUUUAUUUUCGUUUGAAGCUCAAGCAUCUGUAAGUGAAGCGUCAGUGGGGUCCCACACUAUGGGACAAACCUCUCUGGAGUGGCCCCUGCUGGGGCUGCUUUGCCUAUUCUUCUUUGCGGCGGCCGACACCGGUCUGCAGGGGCCCGUGUUCGUCCUGGAGCCGCCCAACAAGAUCGACUUCAGCAACUCGACCGGCACGGUGGUGGAGUGCGCGGCACGCGGCUCGCCGCCGCCGCGCGUCACCUGGGUGCGCGGCGACGGCCAGCCCGUGGACGACGUCACCGGACUGCGACAGGUGUUCUCGAACGGCACGCUGCGGUUCCUGGCGUUCCGCGCCGAGGACUACCGCCAGGAGAUUCACGCCCAGGUGUACCGCUGUUUGGCCAACAACUCGGAGGGCUCGGUGGUGUCUCGCGACGUGCACGUCCGAGCAGUGGUGGCUCAGCAGUACUCAGCCAGCGUCAACCCCGUGUACGUGGUGGCCGGGAACGCGGCCGUGCUGCGCUGCGAGCUGCCCAGUCACGUGGCCGACCUGGUGACGGUCACCUCGUGGGUCGACGGCGACGGCGCCGUCUUCUUCCGCUCGGCUGGGGGCGGCGUUAGUGGCGAUGACGGCAAGUACCUGGUGCUGCCGUCUGGCGAGCUGCACAUCCGCGACGUGACGCCCGAGGACGGCCUCAAGUCGUUCCGCUGCCGCACCGUGCACCGGCUGACGGGCGAGACGCGCCUCAGCGCCACCGAGGGCCGACUCGUCGUCUCAGAGCCGGUGUCGAGCGGCGCUCCGCGGGUGCCGGCCGGGGCCCAGGGCGCCACGUUCUACCUGCGGGCGGCGGCGCCGGGGGCGCUGCACUGCCGCGGCCAGGGCUACCCGGCGCCAGUGUUCAGGUGGUUCAAGUUUGAGGAGGGCAGCUCGCGUCGGCGGCCCGUUCAGCUGGACGACAGGGUCCGCCAGGUGGCUGGCACCCUCAUCAUCCGCGAGGCGCGCGUCCAGGACUCGGGGAAGUACCUCUGUCAGGUCAACAACACCGUCGGAGGCGAGAGCGUCGAGACCGUGCUCACCGUCACUGCGCCGCUCUCGUCUUCCAUCACGCCGCCGUCCCAAGUGGUCGACUUCGGCAAACCGGCCCAGUUCACCUGCACCUACAAGGGCAACCCCGUCAAGGCCCUCUACUGGAUGAAGGAUGGCGUCAAAAUCGGUCACGACGAGCCGACGCUGUCGAUCCGCGCCGUCACCAAGUCCGACAAGGGCAUGUACCAGUGUUUCGUCAUCAACGACCAGGAGAGCGCGCAGGCCACUGCAGAGCUGCGGCUCGGUGGAAAGUUCGACCCGCCGGCGCUGGUGGAGACGUUCGAGGCCCGCCAGCUGGAGCCCGGCAUCUCCACCCACCUCAAGUGCGCCGCCACCGGCGACCCGACGCCCGAGAUCACCUGGUUCAUUGACGACACGGAGACCACCAGCCGAGACCGGUUCCAGGUGAGCCACUCUCGCGGUCCGGCCGGCACCGUCGUGUCCUUCCUCAACGUCACCAGCAUCCUGACCAACGACGGCGGCCUGUUCAAGUGCCGCGCCGCCUCCAAGGUGGGCGCCGCCGAGCACCAGGCGCGCAUCGACGUGCGCGGCCUGCCGCACGUCAAGCCCAUGAAGAAGAUGUCGGUGGUGGCCGGCGAGACGCUGAUCAAGACGUGCCCGGUGGCCGGCUACCCGAUCGACACCAUCACCUGGGAAAUGAACGCGCGCGUGCUGCCCCGUGACGCGCGCCAGAAGGUGUUCCCGAACGGCACGCUGAUCAUCACCAACGUGCAGCGCCAGUCGGACCAGGGCACGUACACGUGUGUGGCGCGCAGCACGCACGGCUACAUGGCGCGCGCCAACCUCGAGGUGCUCGUCAUGGUGCCGCCAGAGAUAUUGCCGUUUCCUGUGUCGGACGCGCUGAGCGCGGGGGACGAGGUGUUCCUGCCGUGUAACGUCCACAAGGGCGACAGGCCGCUGUCGAUCCGCUGGACGUUCCACGGCGGCGAGUCGGCGGUGCUGGAGCGCCAGUUCAGCACGCUGCCGGCCGGCGCCAGGACCAACAUCCUCAUGAUCCCGUCCGUGCAGCACGCCCACUCGGGCCGGUACACGUGCAGAGCGAGCAACGCGGCCGGGGAGACGUCCUACUCCACCCGGCUGGUGGUCAAGGUGCCGCCCCGCUGGAUCAUCGAGCCCACCGACAAGGAGUUCGCGCUGAGCAGCACCGCCGAGAUCCAGUGCAAGGCCGACGGCUUCCCCAAGCCGCGCAUGGCCUGGAAAAAGGCCGCAGGCUCGCGGCCGGAGGACUAUCGGGCGCUGGGCCACUCGGACAGCAGUAUUCAGGUGCGCGACGACGGCACACUGGUCAUCAACAGCAUCCAGAAGCGCGACGAGGGCUACUACCUGUGCGAGGCCGACAACCAGAUCGGGCCCACACUCUCCGCCGUCAUCUACGUCAACGUACAGGCGCCGCCCCACUUUGAGAUCAAGCUGCGGAACCAGACGGCGCGCCUGGGCGACCCGGCCGUGCUGGUGUGCGAGGCGCGCGGCGAGCAGCCCAUCACCAUCAAAUGGAGCCGUAACGGGGCGCCGCUGAGCGCGCGCGAGCCGUCGCCGCGCUACACGAUCCGCCAGCAGAAGACGGAGGGUGGCGCCAGCUCCGACCUCAGCCUGCAGGAGACGAGCCGGCGCGACUCGGCCACCUACACCUGUGUGGCCAGCAACCCGUUCGGCCAGGACAACACCACCAUCAACCUCAUCGUCCAGGAGAAGCCCGAGGUGCCGUUCGCCAUCAAGGUGCUGAACAAGUCCGGCCGCUCUGUGGAGCUCUCCUGGAGCGCGCCCUACAACGGCAACUCGGACAUCUUCCAGUACAUCAUCCAGUACAAAAAGGCCAAGGACGAGUGGGACUCGAAGGAGAUGGAGCGCGUGGUGAUCCCCGGUAAGAUGGAGAUCGUGUCCGUCAUGGACCUCCGGCCGGCCACAGCCUACCAGAUGAGGAUCAUCGCCGAAAACGAGGUGGGCCCGUCGGAGCCGUCGGAGGUGGUGACGAUCGUCACCUCGGAGGAGCCGCCGGCCGGGCCGCCCACGGCCGUGGUGGUGGAGCCGCUGGAGCGCGGCCUGCUUGUCACAUGGAAACCGCCCAGCGACGAGCUGCUCAACGGGGAAGUGCUGGGCUACUACGUGGGCCACCGCCUGUCCAACAGCAAGAACAGCUUCUCCUUCCAGACCUUCGAGUUCGCCAACGAAGCCACCCGCAAACACCAAGUCAGCAUCACCAAACUCGAGGAGUUCCGCGAGUACGAGGUGGUGGUGCAGGCGUUCAACAGCCAGGGCUCUGGGCCGCAGUCGGAGGAGCAGCGCCAGUUCACGGCCGAGGGCGUGCCGUCGGCGCCGCCGCAGGAGAUCACCUGUCGCACGCUGACGUCGGACUCGAUCCGUGCCAGCUGGACGCCGCCGCCGGCCGGCGCCACCAACGGCGUCAUCCGCGGCUACAAGGUCAUGUACGGACCCAGCAGCACCUGGUACGAUGACAGCACGAUCGACAUGGCCAAGUCGACGAGCACCGAGACUCUGCUGACGGGUCUGAAAAAGUACACCGAGUACAACAUCACCGUGCUGGCCUACACGGGCGGCGGCGACGGGCCGCGCAGCCGAUCAGCCAUCUGCCGCACAGAGGAGGACGUGCCCGAGGCGCCUGCGGCCAUCAAGGCGCUGGCCAUGUCGUCGGACAGCAUCCUGGUGAGCUGGCGGCAGCCGGAGAACCCCAACGGCAUCAUCAAACGCUACACCGUCUACUUCAUGGAGGAGGGCAGCCGGGAGCCGCAGAUGCACCGCGUCACGCCGUUCCAGCAGUCUUACCGGGCCAGCGGCCUGAAAAAGACGCAAAACUACCAGUUCUGGGUGAACGCCGACACCAGCAUGGGCGAGGGGCCGCCCUCGAACAAGGUCACCGUCACGCCCCGCAGUCAGGUUCCGGCCCGGAUCGCCUCGUUCGACGACGAGCUGACGGUGAACUUCCAGCAGGACGCCAAGCUGCCGUGUCUGGCCGUGGGCCUGCCGCAGCCGACCAUCGCCUGGCACCGCGACGGAAAGCCCUUCCAGCCCAACGACCGGAUGCGCAUCAUGCCCGAGGGCUCACUGCAGAUUCGCGGCGUGCAGCGCGGCGACCGCGGCGAGUACUCGUGUAUCGCCAAAAACCAGUUCGGACAGGACACCGUCUCCCACAAGCUGGUUGUCCAGGCGCCCCCGUACCCGCCCGAGGUGCUGCUGAUCGGAUCGUCCAACAACUCGAUCGAGGUGCGCCUCAAGCCCGACCCCAACGACUCUGUACCGCUGUUCGGCUUCACGCUGCACUACAAGGCCGCCUUCGGCGAGUGGGAGACUGUCCAGGUGCCCAAAAAGGCGCGGUCGUUCACCCUGGAGAGCCCCUGGUGCGGUACCAAACACCAGAUCUACGCCACCGCCUUCAACGGAGUGGGUCCCGGCGAGCAGUCGGCCGUACUCACCACUCGCACCAAGGGCCAGGCGCCGACCAUGCCGCCGGCCGACCGCUUCCUGCGCAUCCAGGCCAAGAGCGUCGAGCUGCACCUCAACACGUGGAAGAACGGCGGCUGCCCGAUCCUCUACUUUGUCGUCGAGUACCGCAAACGCUUUGAGACGGAGUGGACGACGGCGUCUAACGCGCUGACGCCGGACAAGAGCAGCUUUAUGGUGAUGGACCUGGAGCCAGCCACGUGGUACGACCUGCGCGCCACGGCGCACAACAACGCCGGCUCCACGCAGGCCGAGUACCUGUUCGCCACGCUCGACGAGGAGGGAGGCACCGUCGGCCCGCCGCUGGUGCGGCCCGGAGCCGACGGCGACGACUGGUGGGACCAGCUGCCCGCCUGGCUGCCCGACCUGAACGUGCUGGUGCCCACCGCCUGCGGCCUGCUCGUGCUGCUGGUCGGCCUCUGUGUGCUCUGCGUCUACCUCGGAUCGCGCAACCGCAACGGCGCCCAGCGCUUCAAAGAUGACGCCCAGUACACGCAGCCGCCGCCACACCAGAACCGGUUGUACAACGAGGAGCUGGGCUACAUCGCGCCGCCCAACCGCAAGCUGCCGCCGAUCCCGGGCUCCACGUACAGCACGCUCGGCUCCCAGGUCAAACGGAUGCCCGGAGGGGCGCUGAGCGUCUACGGGCCGGCCAACCCGCGCCACCAGUACGAGGAACUGACCCAGCAGCAGUACCAGGCGACCUACGGCGCCCCGCCGCGGCCGCCGCCGCAUGGCGUGCCCACCAGUCCCAGCACGUACUACAGCGUGGUCGGGCCGAACGGUGAGGAGGAGAUCGCGCCGUACGCCACGUUCCACCUGCUCGGCUUUAGGGAGGAGAUGGAUCCGUCUGGGGAGACGCCGGCCGGCUGUCAGACCAUGGCGCCGCGGCCCGGCCAGCACGGCAGACAGAUGUCGGCGCCGGCCGUACGCACCCUGCCGCGCAACACGCGCUACAGCCAGCCGGUGAACCCGCUGCCGCCGCCGGCCCACCAGGCGCGUGCCUCGCUCGGCGGCGGCGGCGGCGGCUCGGUGUUCUCGCCCACCUACGACGACCCGGCGCGCUCGGACGACGAGGCCAACUACAACAGCAGCCAGUACAGCGGCGGCGGCCCGUACGCCGCGCUCGACGACUCCUCCAGCCGCACGGGCACGGCGCGGCGCAACGGCCCGGAGCCGGCCGCCGCCGGCUGGGCGGCCGACUGCGGCUCGCUGCCGCCGCCGCCGCCCUCGCUGCUGACGGACGAGCCGCUGCCGCCGCCGCCGCCGCCGCGCGCCUCCCUGGACGACUCCAACACCUCGCAGCAGACGGACACAUCGGCCAUGGAGUGCGACCGCGACCAGGCGCUGCUGGCAGAUAGUCCCCAGUUCGGCAAGGACGGCAGACCCGCGGACGAGACACGCAAGCUGCUCGACAGCGACAAGGAGUCGAACGAGGCUCGCCGGCCGCACGGGACGACUCAGAACGGCGCGCUGGUGCCCUACGACACGGUGAACGUGUGAGCGCGCCGCACCCCGCCGCCGCCGCCGCCGGCCGCACUCCCGUGCCAUGACGCCGCUUCUCCGCCGCUGCUGCCGCCCCGCUGCCGCCGCCGCCGCUCGGUGUUUGCCUAGAUGUUGGCUUCUCGACGUGUGUAUCUAAGUCAGUGUAGAGCGCUGGUCAGGGACGCGCGGAGGCCGGGCCGGCCGCCCGGCCGCCGGCGCCCCGCCAGCCGUAGUGUCCGUUUUUGUAUAAGACUCGGUGUUUCGAUGGCCGGGUGGCGCGCCCCGUUUGCGGCAGCGCCCGUUGUGAUAGGUCUGGUCGUGCGCAGGUGAGACUGAUGGGGGCCGGUCGGAGGCAGGGCCCGGCGCACUAGUCUGGUCAGAGUGAGUGGCAGCGGAGCGCCGACACGACUCAGAGGGGGCCGCCCGUGGCCGCCCGCCGCGUCCGCUGCCGGCCGACGGCGCUGGACAAUCGUGUACUUAAAUUCAACACCGGCUCCAGUCUCUUCCGUGCGACUGCUCAACUCGCGUCUUCGCUGGACCAGAGUGCACGUCGUGGGCAGGGCGCAGCGCCGGGCUUAGGGAGUCGAUGUCGCGCCGCCGGCCCGCGCCGAGGGAUUUUGGACGCGUUUUUCAGCAUGUGCGCUUGGGUAUGUUACUAAUUGUGCAGGACCGGUCAGGCGCUGCCGCGCAUCGUUUAUGAUUGGAAUGCAUCGAUCUGUGGCCGGUGACGAGUGUGUAGCUGCACUAACGAUCUGUCAUUUCCUAACGGUUCAUUCGUAGUCGCCAUGUGCCAAUUUUAGUUGUCGCGCUAUAUUAGCGACUCGCACGCUCUCGUGUAUGUGACUGUAAUCUCCCGGAGCGCAGGGCCCGGCUUUUCGGGCAGCAGACCGCGCAUAGCUGCUCCAGCGCUCCACAUUUAGCUGCUCUCUCGUUCCAGAGAACGAGCUUUGUGCUUCAAUAAACAUCGUCUCUCCGACA
Messenger RNA from Amphibalanus amphitrite, 7254 nucleotides. Its product is annotated as Down syndrome cell adhesion molecule-like protein Dscam2. The transcript is spliced from 39 exons. Gene Ontology annotation, biological process: cell-cell adhesion. Gene Ontology annotation, molecular function: protein binding. The record is from RefSeq and is a predicted model, not a curated record. NCBI's taxonomy places the organism in Eukaryota, Metazoa, Arthropoda, Thecostraca, Balanomorpha, Balanidae. The coding region runs from base 304 to 6294 and encodes 1996 amino acids.